Molecule: messenger RNA, 1490 nt
Organism: Solanum dulcamara
Lineage: Eukaryota; Viridiplantae; Streptophyta; Magnoliopsida; Solanales; Solanaceae
Product: (+)-borneol dehydrogenase 1
Exons: 4
Coding region: 217-1116 (299 amino acids)
Source: RefSeq, a predicted model, not a curated record
AGUUGAAGCCAAAUGACAGUAUUGCCCUGUCUAAUGAUGCAUUAGAGAGAGAGAGAGGGGAGCAGCUAGAGGACCCAUGACAGUAAUUAUAAUAAAGGCAUGCAUUAAUUUAGUCUAUAUAUAUUGAGGAACCAUCGGGUGUACAUGUUGUUGCGGUGCUGUUUGGCCUUGCUAAACUAAUAUACUAUACAUUAUUACUUGUCUCUGAAGAAGAAGAUGAUGAGGAUAAGAUCAAGGAUCCACUCCACAUCAUUGCUUCUUCAAACCUCCAGUAACAAGUUCUCUACCCACUUAGAAAGGAAACUAGAAGGGAAGGUAGCAGUUAUCACAGGUGCAGCAAGUGGCAUAGGAAAAGAAACGGCCACCAAAUUCAUCAACCAUGGGGCCAAGGUGAUUGUCGCUGAUAUACAAAGGCAGCUCGGCCAAGAAACGGCAAAUGAGCUCGGACAAAAUGCCAUGUUUCUGCCCUGCGACGUCACAAAUGAAUCUGACGUCUCCCACCUAGUGGAUUUUGCCGUUUCCAAACAUGGUCAGCUCGACAUAAUGUACAACAAUGCAGGGGUAGCAUGUCGAACUCCGCUGAGUAUAGUGGACAUUGACCUUGCGCAAUUCGACCGUGUCAUGGCCAUCAACGUCCGAGGCGUAAUGGCCGGGAUCAAGCACGCUGCUCGGGUGAUGAUCCCCCGGGAGACAGGUUGCAUUUUGUGCACAGGCAGCGUCACUGGGGUAAUGGGAGGACUAGCACAACCUACUUAUUCAACUACCAAAUCAUGCGUCAUAGGUAUGAUCAAGUCCCUAACAAGGGAACUGUGCAAGAACGGAAUAAGAAUCAAUUGCAUUUCUCCAUUUGCUAUUCCAACACCCUUUUCAUUGGACGAGAUGAAAGACUACUUCCCUGGAGUGGAAUCUCAGGACCUUGCUGAAAUGUUAUACAAUGCAAGUGAGCUCAAAGGAGCAUAUUGUGAACCCAUUGAUGUAGCCAAUGCUGCUCUUUUCUUGGCUAGUGAAGAUGCCAAGUAUAUUAGUGGCCAAAAUCUGGUGGUAGAUGGCGGUUUCACCUCAUUUAAAAGUUUAAACUUUUCCCAUCAAGUACAAGAAUGUUCCACAGAAAUUUAAUAUGGAAUUUGAUUCUUUCUAGAAUCGUUUUUCAAAUGCAUAACAUCAGAGUGCACAAAAGGACUCCAAAGGAGGAUUGAAGCGUAAUUGAUUGAUAUUAACUAUCAAGGGGAAAGGGAACUGUAAGUAUCAUGAUCCAAUUAGAGGCUAAUGUCCAAUUUUGCUGUAAUCAAAUUGUGGUGCAUUUGUAUGUCUUGUUUUCAUGAUCUAACAAUGGACAGCACUGGUGCAAGACUACAAGUAUCUCGAAAGAAUGCACAACUGUUCCAGGCUAGGCAAACUUUGUUACUGCUUAUAAACCACCUUUCUGGGAUAAAGACAACUUUCCAUACAUUACCUUCCUAUUAUUACAAUAACAAUUUAUUUACAAUCUA